GAUCCGGAAAAGACAAACCGGAAGCCCUGCGCAUUGGAAAUAAUCAGCAACAUGACAGAAAACGUGGAAAAGAAAAUGGAAAAUAUGGAUAUCUCAUCAGAGAAAAAGGCAUGAAGAAUUUUUUGUCUCGGCAAUAACUUUCUGAAUUCCAAUGCUUUCAAAAUCAAUUGCACUUCGUCUGUCGAAGAAGAUAGGCUCAUCAUAUAGCCGAUACAUGUCAGCCUGGUCAUCGGCACUGGGUAAUCAAGCCAAGAAAGAAAAAAAGAAGAAAGGAGGUGGGGGAACUGGUGAUAAUGCAAAUCCUGCAUUGAAAGAGAUAAGUCCUCCUCCAGAAUUUUUGGCGUACAGACUAAAGCUGUGGGAUAAAUUAAAGAAAGAAUCAGAUGAAUUUAUUGCUUCACAGCCAAAUACUCCAAUCAAGAUCACAUUACCUGAUGGUAAACAGGUCGAUGGAGAAUGUUGGAAAACUACACCAUAUGAAGUGGCAAAAGGCAUCAGCCAGGGUUUAGCAGAUAAUUGUGUGGUUGCCAAGGUAAAUGGAGAUCUUUGGGAUUUAGACAGACCAUUUGAAAAAGAUGCUGAUUUACAACUUAUAAAAUUUGAAGAUAAAGAUGGUCAGUAUGUAUUUUGGCAUUCAAGUGCUCACAUGUUGGGAGAAGCAAUGGAGAAGUUAUAUGGUGGACACUUGUGUUAUGGUCCUCCUAUUGAUGGAGGAUUUUAUUAUGACAUGUGGUCAGAAGAGAGACAAGUAUCCGGUCAUGAUUACCCAGCAAUAGAAACUGCUGUCAAAGGUAUUGUCAAAGAAAAACAACCAUUUGAAAGAUUAGAAAUGAAGAAAGAAGAUCUACUUAAAAUGUUUGAAUAUAAUAAAUUUAAACAAAGGAUUAUAAAUGAGAAAGUAACCACUCCAACCACUACUGUGUACAGAUGUGGACCGUUGAUAGAUUUAUGUAGAGGCCCACAUGUUCGACAUACUGGUAAAGUCAAAGCUUUUACUGUCACUAAGAAUUCUGCCACAUUCUGGGAAGGGAAGGCUGAUGCUGAAUCUCUACAGAGAAUUUAUGGUAUAUCUUUCCCCGAUACCAAACAGAUGAAAGAAUGGAAACAUAUACAGGAAGAGGCUGCCAAAAGAGAUCACAGAAAAUUGGGAAAGGAACAAGAAUUGUUUUUCUUCCAUGAAUGGAGUCCUGGGAGUUGUUUCUUCUUACCUAAAGGAGCUCAUAUCUGUAAUACAUUGAUUGACUAUAUAAAAAGUGAAUACAGAAAGAGAGGAUUUACUGAGGUUGUGUCUCCUAAUAUAUACAACAGUAAACUAUGGCAACAGUCAGGCCACUGGCAACAUUAUGAUGACAAUAUAUUUAAAUUUGAAGUAGAUAAAGAAACAUUUGCAUUGAAACCAAUGAAUUGUCCGGGACAUUGCCUUAUGUUUGAUCACAGACCUAGAUCAUGGCGAGAGUUACCUAUAAGGAUGGCAGAUUUUGGUGUGUUACACAGAAACGAGUUAUCUGGAGCAUUGAGUGGUCUCACUCGAGUCAGACGUUUUCAACAAGAUGAUGCUCAUAUAUUUUGUAGAGAAGAUCAGAUAAAAGAAGAAAUGGCUGGCUGUUUAGACUUCAUGAAGACUGUUUAUGACACUUUUGGCUUUUCUUUUGAGUUACAAUUAUCUACCAGACCAGAGAAAUACUUAGGGGAAAUAGAAGUCUGGAACGAUGCUGAAAAGGCAUUGACAGAAUGUUUAGAUGCAUCUGGUUUGAAAUGGACCCUGAAUCCUGGAGAUGGGGCUUUCUAUGGCCCUAAGAUAGAUGUACACAUUAUGGAUGCCUUGAAAAGAUCUCACCAGUGUGCUACAAUACAGUUAGAUUUCCAGUUACCCAUCAGAUUUAAUCUUAACUACAACAGUGGUGAAGCUGAUGAGAAAAAGAGACCUGUAAUGAUCCAUAGAGCUAUUUUGGGCUCUGUAGAGAGAAUGGUGGCUGUUCUAACAGAAAAUUAUGGUGGUAAAUGGCCGUUCUGGUUAUCUCCACGACAGUGUGUCAUUAUUCCCGUAGCACCUGUCUAUGAUGCUUAUGCAGAAGAGGUAAAGAAGCAGAUCCAUGAUGCUGGAUUUCUCUGUGAUACUGAUGUGGACCAUAGCACUACACUUAAUAAGAAAAUAAGGAAUUCACAAUUAGCACAGUAUAACUUUAUAUUGGUUGUUGGAGAGAAGGAAGUUGGUAACAAGACUGCUAAUGUCCGUACCAGAGACAACAAAGUACAUGACGAACACAGCAUAGAAAAAAUUAUUGAACGAUUUACAGAAUUCAAAAACUCCAAAUGUUUAGACUCUGAAAACUUCUAAACAAUUGACAUUUUAAAUUAUUUAUUGCUGGCUUUUAGUUGUCUGUAUGACUGGCAAUAGUGCUAUAUUUAGUCCCUAUCAUCCAACAUAGAUCUUCUAGCAUAAAUGACUUAAGAUAUUUCAUAGAAAUGUCACUUCUGGAUACCAUGGUAAAAUCAUGUGUUGGUUCUGUUAAAUUGUCAUAUUACACAGGGGCCGAUCCAGCCAUUUUAAAAAGGGGGGGGGGGGGGGGUCCAACCAUAUGCUCCCAUUCAAAUGCAUUGAUCUGGCAUAAAACGGGGGGGUUCCAACCCCCGGAACCCCACCCCCUGAAUCUGUCAAUGUUAAAAAAUUUCUAAAGCAUUGCACAGAAAUGAAAUAAAACAUUAAAACAGAAGAAUUAUUAUUUCUGAAGAAUCUACGGUGUAUAUAUUGCAACAACAAACAGAUGAUAACAAUGAAAUAUUUUUGUGUUUAUUCAUCAAACACUGUUUGAAGUUCUAAAAUUAUCACAUCAGUUAUUCAUUAGAAGUCAAUUUUAUGAUUAAAUCGCUUUUCUAACUUGAAUUUCUGUUCUUUACAACACAUUCAUUUUAUUUAAAAUUCUACAAAGAGGUUGUCAUUUCAUUAAAUGGCAAAUUGCAGAAAAAGAAAAUAAUUUGUAAAGAUUAAAGACUGCCAACUUUCAUUUGUAAAUAAGGAGAAAAUAAAUGAAACAAACAAUAUGUAAUGUUACUUAAAGUACAUUUGUUAAUUGUCAUGUUAAUGCUCUGUUUAUCUGUACUUUUAAAGUGCAGCUUAUAAUAAGUUUAUUGUAAUCUGAUUUUAUGAAUGGGAUAUGAUUUGUAUACAAGAAUGGUUAUGGAGGAAAAUAAAUCAUGGCUACAUGAAAUCUGGAUUUACCCUAAAUCAUGGGAAAUCACCGAAACCUUGUUAUGUAUCAUUUUAUAAUGGAGACUAAUUUUCCUUGUUUAAUGGUCCGUGUGUUCAGUCUACAGUUAAUAAUUUCAUCUCAUAUCAAAACUACUUAACAGAAUGACUUCAAUUGUGAUCAUCAGGGUUGUGAUGCAAGCACUGUUUAGAUGAACAUUAAAUUCUUCAUCAUAUCUUCUCAAUAUUACUUAACAAAAUAUGACUUUCAAUAUGAUAGACAGCAUGACUAGCUCAACAGUUAUAAUUUUAUGCUUUUGGAAUCUGUAAGACACACUUACCUUGAAUUACUAGUGAGGGUAUACUUAGCACACUGGGGUAUAGUACCGUAUACUUAGCACAGUAGGGGUAUACAUAGUACAACAACACUUGAAUUAUAUUUGUGUUUAUUAAAAAGAAAAAAUCACCUGUUUAUUAAAAUAAAAUUGAUAAAAAAUAAUAGUUAUUGCUUGGAGUAUAUAUGUAAUGUGGUUAUUUAGAAAAUGAAUUUAAUAGCAGUAGAAAAUUGUCAAUAGAAGGGAAAAUAUGGCAUAUGGGUAUAGCAAUAUAAUUAAUUCAUGUUACCACUGAAUUGCACCUUCAAGUAAAAGUACAAAUUCUGUCACUUGGGGAAAACAAGAUAAUAUCUAAAUUAAGUGAUGAUUGAUAUGUUUGUAUUUUAUGUCUGUUGUAUGCUAAAUUAUGACAUGAAAUAAAAUUCUUGAAUUUC
Molecule: messenger RNA, 3956 nt
Organism: Mytilus trossulus (common blue mussel)
Lineage: Eukaryota; Metazoa; Mollusca; Bivalvia; Mytilida; Mytilidae
Product: threonine--tRNA ligase 1, cytoplasmic-like
Exons: 19
Coding region: 152-2338 (728 amino acids)
Biological process (GO): threonyl-tRNA aminoacylation
Cellular component (GO): cytoplasm
Molecular function (GO): ATP binding; threonine-tRNA ligase activity
Source: RefSeq, a predicted model, not a curated record